UAACCAUCAAUCCCACCAUGGCCAUUUAACCUGGGUUACUUCUCUAGAGCCCACGCCUGGGAUUGUCUUCAACAAUAUUCAUUGGCCAGUGGACCAUCAGUCACACCGUUACUCUUUUGUCUGAAGAUCUUACCAACUUCAGUAGAAAGCACUCUAUUGUACACAAUGAGUAACAUGGUGACAGAGAUUUUGGCCUUUAUUCUCACCACGUCUGGCUGGGUCCUGAUCUCCUCCACCAUACCCACGGAUUACUGGAAGGUGUCCUCCCUGGACGGCACGGUCAUCACCACAGCUACCUUCUGGUCCAACCUGUGGAAGACCUGUGUCACUGAUUCAACAGGAGUCUCCAACUGCAAGGACUUUCCCUCCAUGCUGGCACUGGACGGCUACAUCCAGGCCUGCCGGGGUCUGAUGAUCACUGCUGUAUGUUUGGGCUUCUUUGGUGCUGUCUUCGCCUUGGUUGGAAUGAAGUGCACCAAGAUUGGGGGAUCAGACCAAAGCAAGGCCAGGACAGCUUGCAUCGCCGGGGUCAAUUUCAUACUCAGCGGUCUCUGCUCGUUGUCUGCAUGCUCCCUGUAUGCACACAGGAUAACAUCUGAGUUUUUUAAUCCCAUGUUUGUCGCUCAGAAGUAUGAACUGGGGGUUGCCUUGUUCAUUGGUUGGGCAGGAUCUAUUCUUUGUAUUCUGGGAGGGGUGAUACUCUGCUUCUCAAUAGCAGAUAGUUCCACUACAAGUCACACAGGCUAUGCCUACAGAGGAGCUACCUCUGCCUCUAAUGUUUCUUCUCACCCUAGAGGGCAUGCACAGCCCAUGAGCCAGAGGCCUCCACCAGAGUACAGUAGCUCUUCUAGAGUACAGCACUUUGAUAAGAAUGCCUAUGUGUAAGGGAUGAUAGGACAAAUGCAGAACCUGAACAGCGGCAUGGUCUAUAGAGGCCAAUUUACUGCCAUACCAGUUAAAAGGAGGAGAAAGAAUGUGUUACGUGACUGGCUGGCCCAUUGUGUCACAAAUUAUGACAGAUCAGAAAGAGAUCACUUUAUAUUGGAGUUGAUCCCCCUGUUCACCUAUUUAUGACAGCACUAAUUUCUAGUCCAAUGGAAAUCAGAGCUUUUUUGAGUUACCUACGCUGCGAAUCGAAAUAGUGUCAGUAAUAACCACUUUUCUGUACAAUUGUUGAUUUUUUUAUUUUCUUUUUUGAUAAUUGUUUGACAUUAAAGUGAGGAUGUGAACUGUUA
Messenger RNA from Oncorhynchus nerka (sockeye salmon), 1235 nucleotides. Its product is annotated as claudin-10-like. Gene Ontology annotation, biological process: bicellular tight junction assembly; cell adhesion. The coding region runs from base 166 to 885 and encodes 239 amino acids. The record is from RefSeq and is a predicted model, not a curated record. Gene Ontology annotation, molecular function: structural molecule activity. NCBI's taxonomy places the organism in Eukaryota, Metazoa, Chordata, Actinopteri, Salmoniformes, Salmonidae. The transcript has 5 exons. Gene Ontology annotation, cellular component: plasma membrane; bicellular tight junction.